AUGGGUGGUAAAGUAUCUACACUCGAGUUAACGUUAAAUGUGGAAGGAAAGUGUGGAGAGAAUGGAAAUAAAAAAUGUAAUUGUGACAAUUCUGGCAAGUUUGUCGCCGAAAAGAAGACAGAUGAUCCAGUAAAAGGCUUUACUAAAUAUGCGCACAGUGUAACAAGUGGAACAUUUACUCUAGAUGGAACGCUUGGUGGUGGAGGUAAGAUAAAAGUGGGAGGGGUAAUACAAAGCUCCAUAGAAAAUGUCACAGAGGUGGCAGUAUACUACUGGAGUCAUCUGGACAAUAAGGAUGAAACAACACCCCUCCUACUUGAAGUUAAAUAUGGUGGUACAACUAUAUAUUAUGUCAGCAGUGGUAGUAGUAAUGAUUGGAUUUAUCAUGGGAUACUCCAAGGUCCAGCUCUUGAACAGAAGCUUGACGAUCUUAACUGCCAACAUAAUAGUGCGGUAACUAUAGAUCUUAGCAAGGGUUUAUCUAAUAGCCAAACUAAGUACUGUUGCAGCGGCAAUCAUACUGAUGGUACUCAUAACCGGAUCACAGUUACUUCUACACAAGUUCGUUGUAAUAAACAGGAUCACAUUUCAACCCACCUUACAUACUACAAACACGAGACCAAUCUUGGUAAUGGAGUUCAAUUAGCAGCUAUCAAAUACAAUGAUAGUACUGGCCAAAGAAAGAGACUAAAACUCGGUAGUCUUAUCUUACCUACCAAACAAUCAGUAAAAGUCGCAGUUUAUGCUUUUUACUGCAAAGAUAGUGUUCCAAAACUGAUAUACGUUGAAGGUAGAGACCCUAAUGUUACCGGUUGGUACAAGAAGCCUAAUAGUAGAGAUAAUAAUAGUGGAGAUGAGCAGUGGAUAGAAGUACUCAGUGUGUUCCUUAGCAUAACACCAAAGGAUUUAAGUAGUUCUAUAGACCACGACGAAUACAAUAAUCUUGUGACUGCACUAAAUAAAUUUACUGGAUGUACAAGUUAUAAACAAUGUCCUACUACUCCUGUUCCUGCUGAAUCUGGUAAAACUGAACGUUCUACUGGUGGACUUCUUGAACUUCCUAUUGCUACUAGUCUAUGGUCAACCUUUGGAGUAUCUUCUGGCCCUCUUGCCGGAGCUGGUGGUCUCACUGGGUUUGGUUGGUGGAUGUUUAAACGUUCUAAAGGAGAUCCUUGGGUUAGACAAAUAUGA
Messenger RNA from Theileria equi strain WA, 1191 nucleotides. RefSeq lists its product as hypothetical. The record is from RefSeq and is a predicted model, not a curated record. The transcript has a single exon. Bases 1 to 1191 code for a protein of 396 amino acids. Lineage: Eukaryota; Apicomplexa; Aconoidasida; Piroplasmida; Theileriidae.